Messenger RNA from Doryrhamphus excisus (bluestripe pipefish), 2879 nucleotides. Its product is annotated as ELAV-like protein 1. Gene Ontology annotation, cellular component: ribonucleoprotein complex. Lineage: Eukaryota; Metazoa; Chordata; Actinopteri; Syngnathiformes; Syngnathidae. Gene Ontology annotation, molecular function: RNA binding. The record is from RefSeq and is a predicted model, not a curated record.
AUAUUGGGAUCGGUCUACCGUGACACACUAUUUCUUCAAGCACUGUGACGUCUACUUGAAUAUCCUCGCAAAACGUUAUCGCAUCUAAAAAAAUACAUCGCGUUUAAGUACACUACAAGCGACGUUGGUUGCGUUUAUUCCCAAACGUUUCGUGUGGAGGACGGCGUCUCCUACCGGGUCCUCAACCGUCAGAGGUGGGCAGAGGGGGCGUGGUAGGCCGCGUCACCAAGGUCCUUGAGAGAACCAACCUGGAGGGAAGGAGAACGUUGCCUGGAUCGAAAGGAGCCGCAUAAGGGUCAAACAUUUUUAAAGAGAAAGGUUGAAACACAUCCUCACAAAUUGCCUCUGGAGCAGUGAAGUGUCUUCAUGGCAGUACGUAGAGGACACGUUCAGUACUUGGAUCACCAGGAGGUGUACGACAUGUCCAACGGUUACGAAGAUCACAUGGCAGGGGAGGACGCCAAGGAUGCCAAGACCAACCUGAUUGUGAACUACCUGCCCCAGAGCAUGUCGCAGGAGGACCUGCGCAACCUCUUCGGCACUGUCGGCGAGGUGGAAUCAGCCAAACUCAUUCGAGAUAAAGUUGGAGGCCACAGUUUAGGGUACGGAUUUGUUAACUAUGUUAACCCUAGUGAUGCAGGCAGAGCUAUCGAAUCACUGAACGGACUAAGGCUACAGUCCAAAACUAUCAAGGUGUCGUACGCACGGCCCAGUUCUGAUACGAUCAAGGAUGCCAACCUGUAUAUCAGCGGCCUACCCAGGUCCUUGAACCAAAAGGAUGUGGAGGACAUGUUUACACGUUAUGGCCGCAUCAUAAAUUCCCGCGUGCUCGUUGAUCAGACCACAGGCAUGUCCCGUGGGGUGGCAUUCAUCCGCUUCGACAAGCGAUCAGAGGCCGAGGAGGCGGUCAAACACCUCAACGGUCAAAAGCCGCACGGGGCCUCGGACCCCAUCGCGGUGAGGUUUGCUGCCAACCCCAACCAGGUGAAGAACACUCAGAUCAUCUCCCAUCUCUACCACAACCAGUCCAGACGCUUCCCUGGACCCAUGCACCACCAGGCCCAGCGCUUCAGAUUCUCCCCAAUGAGCGUGGACCACAUGGGUGGCGUCCCCGGCAACCCCGCCUCCGGCUGGUGCAUCUUCAUCUACAACCUAAACCAGGACGCCGACGAGAGCGUCCUGUGGCAGAUGUUUGGGCCGUUCGGCGCCGUCACCAACGUCAAGGUCAUCCGCGACUUCAACACCAACAAGUGCAAGGGCUUCGGCUUCGUCACCAUGACCAACUAUGAGGAGGCGGCUAUGGCCAUCGCCAGCCUCAACGGCUACCGGCUCGGAGAUAAGACACUGCAAGUGUCCUUCAAGACCAGCAAGGGCCACAAGUAGAGGGAAAGCGGGACAUCGGAGUGUGGACAAUCAAGCGGAAAAUAGGCCGCCAUUGUCUGCAAGUCUGGUCUGUGUUUCACACGGUUAAGAUGUUCACUCUUCUGCACCUUGUCUAAAAGUGUUUCGGAACUUUUCAUGUUUGUUUGUUGGUUUUCACAUUUGGAGCACGGGCGUCAAAAAUCCGAACAUGCAAAAAGUUACCUCUGGCAAUGUGUGCGUACGGGAAGCAGUCAAAUUGUGUCCACAUUUCUUUGGCCAAUGUGCGUACGCAGGCCUUUAUUGUCUAUGUGUGGCGUCGUGUUCGGCUGUGGGCGACGUGGUUGUCCCGAGGAAAAGCAGCACGCGGUCCUGGAUCCUUGUCACAUGCAGACGUACGUAGAGGCCUUCAAUUUGAAUCCACCAGAGCAAAGCACUUUUACUCUCUUUCCUUUCUUGGUUGUUCUAAAUAUCAAUCACUCUUGGAUGUGACCUUGCCUGGUCCUCCCUGCAGAUUGAAACAUGACCAGAAACACUCUGUGCGUCUUAUUAUGAUUAUUCUAUUUGUGCUAAAGUCAACGAGGAGGGAAAUGUGACGGACCAAACACGGUUAAUUAGUAGCCUUUUUUUUUUUAAUUUUGGUUUGCUUUUUUCUUUUUUUUUUGUUCCUUCUCUUGAGCGGUACUAAGAUCUAUCAGACUGACUGAAUGCAUUUGUUUGUGUUUUGUCUUUGUUUUUUUUAUUUCUUUGUAGAGGCAGACAGGUUUUAAUUUGUUGUUUUAACAAGUGCUCAUCUAAAGUUUGGAGUGAAAUUAAUGGCCUUUGUUACCGAGUUUGUUUCUUUCAGUUGUUUCCCUUUCAAUUUAAACCAAUAAAUUUACUUUUCUUUUGCGAAAUUUGCUUUGGUUUGUUUCUUUUCACAUUUUGAUUUUCACAUUUUAUUUGCUUUUUCGGCCCAAAUAAAGUGAUUAGUUAAAUAUUAAUCAUGAAAAAAAAUCAAUCCUUUAUAAAAGAUUAAAUAUGGAUCAAUACAUUAGUGAGAUGAAGCUGCGUUCUGGGGCGAUUUAGGCAUGUUUUAAGGAUUUAUAUGUUGCUUUUUUUCGAAGGCAGCAAUGCACAUUUCUUGCAAAUCUAGCUUUGUUUUGGAAAGGAGAUUCUCCAGUCUUAUUUUUUUUCCUCGUAGUGUUGAAACUUGUGCAAUAUGUGCUGACUUGCUCAAGGCAGGCAAGAGAAAUCUGUUGUACUUUAAUCAUCUUUAUUUUUAUAUAUUUUUUCCUUUUUUCUACUGACAGCUGCCACUGCUUCUUGUUUUUUUAGGGGAUUGAUUUUUGCUGAGUAGCUCUCAGCCUUAAUUUAAUGAGGAGGCUGGGUGUUGUUCCUUGGCGGAGGUACACUGAGUAUUUAUUUGUUAAUGUAUGUGGUCACAAUUACUGACGUGUGUGUGCGCAAAAUGACCUCUUGGAGCCGGUUAAAAUGUCUUCUAACAUUGGAUCAUUUCAAUAAAACUAUGGUGGCUUUUA